UGGAUAGGAGUUGAGACCACCACAAAACCAGCAAGCCUCUUAGAACCAUGUCUUUUUUGCACUUCAUAACAAUGUUUGAUCACCCAUCAGUCAAUGAACUAGAGUCACUUCAACUGCAUAUGUGCUAUUCAUGACGAGUGUGCAAUAGCAAGCUUAAUUUCUUGGGGUCUAAGUCACAACAGCUACCAAGGCACAAAAGAGAAGCAAAAGGUCCACUGAAGCAUUAUCAAGAGAAAGUGAGAGUGACCACAAUUGAGCAGCAUCUUGUCUAUAAAAACCCCUCACACCCAUUUAGAGAUUUGCACAAAUUGAAAGACACAUUCACCAACUCCUCCCUCCAAUUGUGUCCUAGACAUUACCCAAACCAGUACCAUGGCCAAACAAAACCAACUCUCAUUCCUCACAUCAGCCAUCCUUUUGGUCAUUAUAGUUUCUGUUUCGGAAACGCUUUGUCGCCCUCUUGGCGAGGAACACUUGCUAAAGCAACAUGAGGAGUGGAUGGCAAUCCAUGGGCGCGUCUACAAGGACGUGACCGAAAAGGCCAAACGGUACGAGAUAUUUAAAGAGAAUGUUAAGCGCAUCAAUGCCUUUAAUGAUGGUAAAGAUGUGGGGUAUAAACUUGCUGCGAACAAGUUCACGGACCUAACCAACGAGGAGUUCCGCGCUUCCUACACCGGCUACAAGAGGACGCCCAACAGGGUCGUGUCCUCUAUGGAUGCGAAACCGUUCAAGUAUGCGAACUUCACGGCCAUCCCACCUGCCUUGGACUGGCGAACCAAGAAGGCUGUGACAUCUAUCAAGGAUCAAGGCCGCUGUGGAAGCUGCUGGGCAUUCUCGGCAGUGGCGGCUAUGGAAGGGAUUACCAUGCUCAAGAAGGGGAACUUGGUGUCACUCUCGGUGCAAGAACUUGUGGAUUGUGACGUUAACGGUAUCGACCAUGGCUGUCGGGGUGGGCUCAUGGACAGCGCCUUUGAGUUCAUUAAAAGCAAUGGUGGCCUCACAACGGAGGCGAACUACCCUUACCGGGGGAAUGACGGGACCUGCGACUCAGCCAAGAUGGCUGACCACUCCGCGUCGAUAACUGGAUACCAGGACGUGCCAGUCAACAGCGAGACGGCCCUCUUGCAGGCUGUGGCGAACCAGCCGGUCUCGGUGGCAAUUGAGGGGGGAGGGCUCCAGUUCCAGUUCUACUCGAGCGGCGUAUUCACAGGCUCGUGCGGGACCCACAUCAACCAUGCAGUCACGGCGGUCGGGUACGGGCAGACCUCUGGCGGGACCAAGUAUUGGCUGCUGAAGAAUUCGUGGGGCGCCGGGUGGGGCGAGAACGGGUACAUGAGGAUCCAGAAGGACGUGAGCUCCAAGGCUGGUCUCUGUGGUCUUGCCACGAAAGCUUCUUACCCAACUGCAUGAAGAAAGAAGAAGAUUAAUAAUAUAUGUAAUGGUGGUUCUUAGGCUCUGUGUAAGUAUGAAAUAACGCCUAGCGUCUGUGUUAAAGAGGCGAGUGUAAGAGACAAGACGUCUCUAGGGUCUGCCAACCAAACUUGGUUCUAAGUGUUCGAAUAAAUGUGUGGGACGAGAUGAAGAACAUAGUCCCGUGAAU
This is a messenger RNA of Rhodamnia argentea, 1600 nucleotides long. RefSeq names its product senescence-specific cysteine protease SAG12-like. Gene Ontology annotation, cellular component: lysosome. Lineage: Eukaryota; Viridiplantae; Streptophyta; Magnoliopsida; Myrtales; Myrtaceae. The record is from RefSeq and is a predicted model, not a curated record. The transcript has 2 exons. Bases 373 to 1410 code for a protein of 345 amino acids. Gene Ontology annotation, molecular function: cysteine-type endopeptidase activity.